AAUUCGAAAGUCACAAAUGACAAACGGUAUACCGCUGACAUUGCCAAUAUAAAUAAAACGUUCGCCCAAAAAGAAUCGUGGCUGCGUGCGCAUCCUUCUCAAACGAGGAAACAAAUCUUUACGUGCCCCGAUCGGUAGACGGAUUUUGAAACUAAACUGCCAACAUCAGUACCAAACAGACGGUAACUGAGUGCGGUUCGGCAUACUGUUUAGCAAAGCGUUUUCAUCACUUCAUCUCCCCCUUUUCAGCAGCAUCCAACAGCAUCUAGCAAAUCAUCUGAACUCGAAGAUCGUGUGUGUGGGAGUGUGUGUGUUUUUGGUCGUAUGUGACAAAGUGUUGUGAUAAGAAUCGAAAGAUAAAUCAGUGAAGGAAACUCAAAGCCAAGACACAAUCGUAAGGAAGCAACAUGUCUGGCGACACGCAGCCUAAGAAGCGGAAGGACAAAAAAAGGAAGAAAGAUGAUGAAGAUACGGUUAAGGAAACGACCGUCCAUGCCCCGAAGCAAUCGUCUGCCGGGGCAGCUCAGGCCGCUAAGGAACCGGGCGAUAUUCAGAUGCACAUCCACAGUGAUCACGGUACCGGUGGACACUGGUGUGCGAAGAUCGUUUUCUUCGUCCUGUUGGCCGGUUUGGGUGCACUGAUCGGCCUCAUCCUUAUGGAAAGCCAGGGUGUAUCGAACGAUGAUACGCCACUGUCUGAAUCGAGGUACUCCGAAUUCUUCAACGGUUGGGUCGAUGAAACGAGACAGGACGAUCACCACCACGAUGAAAUACUGGCCGCCAUCAACUCACUGGACGAUCAUGAUGAUGAUGGCGGUGACGAACAUCACGCCGCGGAUGACCACGAUGAUCAUGAUGAUGAUGAUGCGCACGAUCAGGACGGUGAUGACGGUCAUGACGAUGGUGCACCUUACGCGGAGGAAGAAGAUCAUGAUGAUGAUGAGGAAGGUGUGCAAGAUGAUGAUGAAGAUGAAGGACCAGCACAAAAGCUGGACGACGAUGAAGUGGAGGAAAUCUUCAUCCAGCAGGAAGCAGCCGCUCAACAGCAAGCUGCAGCUGCGGCUGAAGACGAUGAUAACGAUGAUGAUGAUGAUGAUGACGAUGGGCAGGACGAUGAAGAUGAUGAUGACGAUGCCGGUGCCAACGAUAAAAUUAAUAUUGUUGUUGACGAUGAUGAUGAUGAUGAUGAUAAUGACGAUAAGAAUGAGGCACCAAAUAACGGACAAGAUAAUGAUGAUGAUAACGACGAAGACGAUGAAAAUGACAAUGAUCAGGAUGACGCGGAUGGCAAUGAUGAUGAUGAUGAUAAGGAUACCGAAGAUGACGAUGUAUUGACAAAUACUAAGACAGAAAAGAACGAUAAAUUUGACAAUGACAAGAAUAAUGAACAAAAUGAAAAUGAUGAUGACGAUGAUGGUGAUGAUGGUGAUGAUGAUGAUGAUGAUGAAGCUGAUAUGAAAAUAGAAGACAAUGACGAAAACGAUGAAGAGGAUGAUGAUGAUGAAGAUGAUGUAGAAUUAAAGAGCAAACAAGACAAUACUGAAUCCGUGGUGAAAAGGAAUGCUGGUGCUGGAAAUACAAAAGCAAGGGAUGCUGAUGAUGAUGAUGAUGAUGACGACGUCGUAAAUGAGAUUGCUGAUGAUGAUGACGAUCAGGAUGAUACACCAUUUGAUGAAGAACUUUCUAAUGCUUUGAAUGAUCGCACUAACCAACGAUUGCGAACGCUUGAAAAUAGUUCUAUCGACGAAGGCAUUCUGAAGUCUUCCGUUCAAAGCUCCACAACUUCAAAAACCGACGACCGCGAACCUGAACAAAAUCAGGCACAACCAUCAUCAACCACGGCAUCAACCGAAGAAGCUGUAACGGGUGACAAAUUAAAAGAUCAAAUGGAUGAGUUGGUACGAAAUUAUAACAAGCUUGCGGAGUCGUUAGACGUACCGAAAGUUGAAGAUGUUCCUGGAAAUACUCAUGGGACGGUUGAAGUACAGGACGGGGACGACGAUGGCGACGAGGCAGAAAUUGAAGAAGUAACCCGUGGAUCUCAACCAGCAAACGAUGACGACGAUGAUGAUGAGGAUGACGAUGACAAUGCCGUGGAUGACGAUGACGACGAUAAAGCCGCUUUUGGUGAAUUCGUUGACAACGACGGAGGAGAGGAAGAAUAUUUGGAGAAGGUUCGUGCUGAACAGCAGCGUCGCGCAGCAGCAGAGGAAGAACGCAGAGCCGCUGUCGAGCCGGAAGAGGAAUCUUCACUUACCGUAAAAAUCUUUGUCGGUGUCGCACUACUCGGUGCUGCGCAUCUUCUCUUAACUAGUCCACGUGCUCCUACCAAAAAACCGACAAAUGAAAGCGACGAUAAACUGAAAGUGGAUAGCAUUCCUGCCAACGUAUCAUCUACCAUUAAUCCGACGAUCGUACCAACCAAAGCAUCAAACGUGGAACCAACGGUCACCAAAACCGUAUUGGAUGAUUUUGUUUAUGCUGGUCCACCGAAUCGAUCGUUUUCGGAUAAUACCGGAGUCAUCGAAGGAAAUGUGAUCAUAUUUGACGAUGACGAUGACGUCGAACGUUAUUCCGGUGAUGAUUACGAGUACGAAAUGGAAGAAGAAAUUGAGGAAGGCGAUGAAGAAGCAAUACCUGAAGAGGACGACGAAGAAAAAAAUGUCAUAAAACAGGAACAGGAAAUCGGUGCAUUUGUACCGAUUACGUUUGAGGAUUUCAAUUCAAUGUACCGAUCUCCUUUAGAGACCGUAGAUAACGAGCGACAACAGGAAACAUUUUCCAUUCAAUCAGCAUCAAUGGAACAACCUACGGCAAAGAAGGUGACAAAAGAUUCACUACUGGCACGUAAAAAACCACCAAAGGGUGCAGUGAACAAGCUCAUAUAUGGCCUGCAUAAAGAUCCAAUCGUUAUACCGGCGGACGGAACGGAAACACAAACCGAUCGGGCUGGAGCAGCCGCUCAGUCUGCGAAACCAAAACAUGUUGAGUUUCUCUUGCCCGAACGAAAUGAGCUGGAAUACGAGCUUGAGCCAGAGUUUGAGCUAGAGCGCACAUCACCCCUUCCGGCGGGAGAUAAUGGUAGUAAGGAAAACCUCUUUGUACCGGACACCAGCGAGGAAGAGCUAGAACCGAACGAAUACGCGGAAGAGUACAGCGAGUACGCGGAGGAGGAAGAAAUUGUGUACGAGGACGAGGAUGAGGUGAUCGACGAUAUUGAGUCGGUUCUGCUAAAUCAGUACGGUUCGGAUGAGGAGGAAGAACCGCUGACUGACGACAACAUUCCGCCGGGCGGUGACGAAGAGGAAGCGUCCGAUGUCGAUGAUGCGGAUCUGAUGCGACGUUUGGAGGAAAAGUACGGCAAGCUACCGGCCACCGAAGCUGCCGCACCAGAGGGAAACGACGAUGAUGACGAAGCAACUGCAGCAGGCUGGACAAAAAUCCCCUCGAGAGCUGAAGAAGCUGAUCGGUCCUAUCAGGAAGAAUUAAGAAGAGCUGAGCAGCAACUUGACGAGAACAAGCCCCAAGAAGCGUUGGCCAUCUUCGAUCGUAUUAUCCUUGGAAAACCCAACUCUAUCGCGGCAUUAGUCGGCCGAGCACAAUGCUUGGAUGCGCUGGCCGAACAACGGCGCAGUAACACGGUUCUGAUCGAAGCGAUCACCGCCUAUCGGAAGGUGAUUGAACAAGAGCUCGCGGUGGAUGAUGCAACGCUCAAGACGAUAGCGGAACGAUGCAUCGAUCGUAUGCGCUUUCAGGGUCAGCAUGCGAAAGCGAUCGAGGUGCACAAGGUGCUGAUUCGACGUUUCGAUAACGAACCGCAGUAUCGGAAUCAGCUUGCCGUCAGCUAUCUGUACAUGAACAGACUUGCAGAGGCAAAAGCCGUACUCCACGAAACUUUACUUCGUUGGAUUGACGAUGGAUUCGCGCUGGUACACUAUGGAUUCAUUCUGAAAACGUUGGAUCAAAACAUGGAGCUUGCUGCCCAGUACCUGCAGGAAGGUAUCGAAACAGAACAUCCAGGCACGCAGGAUGGACGGUUCUACUUCCAGCUUGGCGAUGCUUUACAAAGGCUAGGGCGUAAUCGCGAGGCACUGGACGUCUACCGAAAAGGUGUUCAAAAGAAGCUGUUUCUGUCGCUCUAUCAACGCUCUCUGUACAAUGUCGAUGGAUUGCGAUCACGCCCGUUCUGGACGGUGGACCAAACGACAUAUGCUACCGAGCUGGAACUUAUUCGCACCGAAUGGAAACAGGUACGGGACGAAGGUCUCAAGCUGCUGAACAGUGCCGGUGUGUUUGUGAAUGAGUCGGAAAAUUUGCGCGAUCGGGGUGACUGGAAGCAGCUGGAACUGUUUUCCCGGGGCACUCGGGUGGAGCGUAACUGUGCUCGCGCACCGCUUACAUGUCGACUGGUGGAGCAAUACUUUCCGGCAGCUCGCACCUGCAAGCGCGGUCAGGUGAAGUUUAGUGUAAUGCAUCCCGGAACGCACGUGUGGCCACACUGUGGACCGACGAACUGUCGAAUACGAGCUCAUUUGGGUUUGAGAGUCCCACAAGGUACCUACAUACGGGUGGCUGAAGAAACACGAUCUUGGGAGGACGGAAAGUGGUUAAUAUUUGACGAUAGCUUCGAGCACGAGGUGUGGCAUAAUGGAACAGAGACGCGAUUAGUGUUGAUUGUGGAUUUUUGGCAUCCUGAUCUUACGGAAAGUCAGCGGCGUUCCCUGUCCCCUAUCUAGAAAUUUGGCUUGAUGUCUCCUUAUAGUACGAGGAACAGGGCUGAGAAUACCAGGCGUAGAACGCAAGUGCAUUUUUACCCUUAUUUUAUGCGUGUUUUUUUCAUUUGAUUUUUGAUUGAAAGUUAGGACAAGCUGGCGGUGCCUUUUGCAAAUUGCGAGUGAGUUUUAAACUAGUUGUAGGAUAAAUAGAUGAAACGGAAGAAUGAAUCAAAACAAAAAAUCUGUUCUCGAAUCACACGCGUGUUUACAACCAAAGUUAAGUAGUGAGCUGUUCCUACCGGUUGGCCUUUUCGUGUUACGGGUCAUCGAGGUAAUGUGUGUUAUUUUGUAAAGACAUCUCCAAAAAGGAGCCUAUAAAGACGAACACAAAUACAAGAUACGGAUAGAAGGACUGAAGGACUGGUAGGAAGAACUGAAGAAAGUGUUACAAUGAGGGAAUCGAAUUUAGUUUUCUAUUAAAUGCCAGAAACGGUGCAAGGAAGAUCUAAAAGAAAAAUCUCCACAAUGUUGCAAUUAUGAAUCCUAUCAGGAUGAUUGUUACCCAUCAGAAGCUGUCAUAAUAGAGAGCCAAUUGUGCAGGAAUGUGCUCCAAAUGAGGAGAUAAAUAAAAUUUAAAAACAA
Messenger RNA from Anopheles funestus (African malaria mosquito), 5357 nucleotides. RefSeq lists its product as uncharacterized. Gene Ontology annotation, molecular function: peptidyl-aspartic acid 3-dioxygenase activity; protein binding. NCBI's taxonomy places the organism in Eukaryota, Metazoa, Arthropoda, Insecta, Diptera, Culicidae. The record is from RefSeq and is a predicted model, not a curated record. Gene Ontology annotation, cellular component: endoplasmic reticulum. Gene Ontology annotation, biological process: peptidyl-aspartic acid hydroxylation. Bases 408 to 4736 code for a protein of 1442 amino acids. The transcript is spliced from 16 exons.